AUGUGGCUGCUUCUCAAGUUUCAAUACAAGUGAAAAAGCAGGCUGGGUGGGGAUGGGGGAAGAGAAUACGCGUCUGCCUUCCAACCUAUGCUGAUAGAAUUGCCCCUGGCAUGGAUGGUACAAGGUGCUGGGACUCCCAGGGUAUCAGGACUCUUUAAAUGACCCUGGUGUGGUUCCAGGAGGAGAGAACUGCAGGGUUCUAAGUUCCAUCUGUGCAAUGCCACGCAGGCAGGAGUGAGGAGGCAUCAGUGGCUGUACAUGUGACCCAUGAGCUGGACUGGACAAGGCUGUGUAUUGGAAACUAUAGCUGGAGGAACCCAGGGGCACUGCAAGGAGGGCAUCAAAGAUGCAGAGGGUAAGGAAAUACUUCCGUGGCAGUGGCAGAGCCCUGGCAUUUAUAUUUAUUGCCUCAGUCAUCUGGUUGAUCUUUGACAUGGCAGCUUUGAGGUUCUCCUUCAGUGAGAUCAAUGCCAGGAUGCAGAAAGAGGAAAUUUACAGGAGGGACAAGGUAGGGUUUGGGUCCUGGAAAUCCCCAGGUAACAGAAUUGGGGACAGCAGGUGGUUAAAAGAUGACACUGCUAAAUUAAAGGGGGUAUUCCACCCACCUGCUGAUCAGGCUUAUGACAGUGAUUUCAAAAGGAUGGGAAGACUAAGGAAAAGGACUAUAAAACCAAUGAUUGUACAUUUAAAUAAAACUAUUUUACCAGUUAGGAUUCCAACAGAGGCGAAAGGACAGCCUCCUCACCUGUGGGGAAAAAGUAAAGACGAAAAUCUGGAGUUUUUAAAUGACACCAACUUACUAGGAGCCAAUGCAUUUCAUUUUAAGCAAAUCCAGCAACCAGAGGAACAUGCUGGACAUGGUGAGGUAGGUGUGCAGAAGACAGAGAAACUUGUAGGUGUAGGUAAGUCAAAAAGUGUAACAAAAUCCAAUGGUAAUAGUAAAGGGGAUAGUGUGGUGGAGGUCAAAUGGGGUGCUAAAGUUGCAGGGGUCUUGAAGGCUGAGGGGGAGCCCAAAGAUACAGGAGACUUUAAGCCUGUAGGUGAGCCCAAUGAAACUGGAGACUUAAAGCCUGUAGGGAAGCCCAAAGAUACAGAAGACCUGAAGGUUGUAAAGGAUGUCAAGGGUGCAGUAGCAUUGAAGGUAGGGGGGAACCCGAAGGAUGUAAGGGAACCUACCAAAGGUGUAGAAGAUGUGAAAGUAGUAGGGAAGGCUGAAGGUGUGGGAGACUUUAAGGUUGUGGGGGAGCCCAAAGGCGCAGAAAACAUGAAGGAUGUAGUGGAUCUCGAAGGCGCAGGGGACAUCAAGGUUGUAGGAGAGCUUGAACGUGCAGGGGACAUGAAAGCUUUUGGGGAACUUGAAGGUGCAGGGGACAUUAAGGUUUUCGGGGAGCCUGAAGGUGCAGGGGACAUGAAGGCUUUUGGGGAGCCUGAAGGUGCAGGGGACAUAAAGGCUGUAGGGAAGUCCGAAGGUGCAGGGGACAGGACGGUUGUAGGUAAGCCUGAAGGUGCAGGAGAGGUGAAGGUUGUAGGAAAGCUUGAAGAUGUAGACAACCUGAAAGUUGUGGAGCCCAAGGAGAUAGGUCACAUAAAAAUUUUAGGGGAACCAAAAGUUGCAGAAGACCUCAAGUCUCUAGGUGACCAAAUUCAUGCAGGAGACAUCAAGGAUGUAGGGGAGCCCAAACGUGCAGAAUACAUCAAGGCUGUAGGGGAGCCCAAUGGUGCAGACAAACUUAAGGCUGUUGAGACCAAGGGUGCAGGCUUUAAGGCUAAAGCAGAGCCUCAUGAUACUGGAGUCAUAAAAAGCGCUGGGGAGCCCAAAGCUGAAGUAGACCAUAAAACAUUGGUGGAACUCAGGAAUAUAGGAGAUUUGAAAGGUAUAGAGGAUGUGAGAGCCAAAGGGAACAAGACAAGUGUACAAGAUAAGCCUUCUCUAAAUAUCACUUUAAAUGUGGAACAAUUGGAUGAAAAUUUGUCAGAGAAAGAUAAACCAAAGGAACAUCAGGAUUCAAAGCCAAAAUUCGAUCAACCCAUCAACGAGAAGGUAAUGGUGGUGAGUAAAUUGAAUGCAAAUGCAACAAAUGCAAAUAUCGGCAAGAAGAUAGUGCCAAGGGAUACAUCUCUUAAUUCUAACUUAAAUAAGGAGCUUAAAUAUGACAGUCAGAAAUCGAUGUCUAAACAGUUCCAUGUUCCUAAUAAUGGCAUAUUAUCUGUUACCUCUGCCGUGGAAGAAAAAGAUUUAAAGGAUGCUAAAACAAAACUCAAUUUUAUCGAAGGAUUUUUAGGCAAAGUGGAAAAGAAAAAAGAGAAAACAAUCAGCCAGAUAAAAUUGCCAGCAAACGUACAAAAUGGUAACAAUAAUCAAGUGACUGUUGCAAGAAACUCUGGGGUGCACAAAGUUUUAACCCUUGACAGGACUAUCAUUCCAAGAAACCCCAAAGCACCAGGUCAGUACGGAAGGUCAGUAGCAGUUCCAAAAGACAAAGAGGAAGAAGCCAAAAGAAGAUGGAAAGAGGGAAAUUUCAAUGUCUAUUUGAGUGAUUUGAUUCCUCUAGACCGGGCGAUUGAGGACACAAGGCCUAAUGGGUGUUCCGCACAACUUGUCCACAAUGAUCUUCCUACAACCAGCGUUAUCAUUUGUUUUGUGGAUGAAGUUUGGUCUACUCUUAUACGCUCUGUUUUUAGUGUUCUAAACCGAUCUCCAGAUCAUCUUAUCAAAGAAAUUAUUCUUGUGGAUGACUUCAGUACAAAAGCCUACCUGAAGGAAAAAUUAGAUAAAUAUAUGGUGCAAUUCCCCAAAGUCAAGAUUCUUCAUCUCAAAGAAAGACAUGGUUUAAUACGAGCAAGAGUGGCCGGUGCGAAUAUGGCAAAAGGUGAUGUGCUGACUUUCCUGGACUCUCAUGUUGAAUGUAAUGUUGGAUGGCUUGAGCCUCUUUUGGAGCAAGUUCGACAAAACAGAAAGAAAGUAGCCUGUCCAGUAAUUGAAGUAAUCAAUGAUAAGGAUAUGAGCUACAUGACAGUGGAUAAUUAUCAAAGAGGAAUCUUUACAUGGCCAAUGAAUUUUGGCUGGAAGCCAAUUCCUCCAGAUGUACUUCUCAAAGAUAAAAUAACAGAAAUCGAUCCAAUACGGUGCCCUGUCAUGGCGGGAGGUUUAUUCUCCAUUGAUAAGAAGUAUUUCUAUGAGCUUGGAACGUACGAUUCAGGACUGGACGUUUGGGGUGGGGAAAAUAUGGAAAUAUCAUUUAAGGUGUGGAUGUGUGGAGGAGAAAUCGAAAUCAUUCCCUGCUCCAGAGUAGGACAUAUAUUUAGGAAUGACAACCCCUACUCAUUUCCAAAGAAUCGUAUAAAAACUGUAGAAAGGAACUUGGCUCGUGUUGCUGAGGUUUGGUUGGAUGACUAUAAAGAACUUUUCUACGGACACGGUUAUCACCUGCUGCAAGUAAAUUCAAGCAUCGGGGAUCUGAAAGAACAAAAGGAUCUUAGAAAGAAACUGAAUUGCAAAAGUUUCAAAUGGUAUAUAGACAACGUCUAUCCAGAUCUUGAAGCACCACUUGUCAGAGCUACUGGAGUGUUGUCUAACCGGGAACUGGGAAAAUGUCUUUCUUUGGAGAAAUCUACUUUAGUUCUGGAAGCAUGUGACGCUAGUAAACAGAACCAGCAGUUUAACUACACCUGGCUCAGAUUAAUUAAACAGAAUGACCUCUGCAUUGCGCCUGCAAGCCAGAAGGAGAAAUUGAGUUUGCAUCCCUGCGACAACACAAACACUAACCUCCGAUGGUUACACAAGUCUCUGACAUCUUUUCAGCCAUCCCUGAAAGAUCAUAUUGUUCUGGAAAAUUUACAACACCCGAACUGUCUAGAUGUGGACCAAUCGCACAGGAACCUACAAAUGAGUGCAUGUGAUUCCUCAAACAAAUUCCAAAAGUGGCAAUUUGAGACAUACUUUGUAGAAUGAGGAGAAUGCUACCAGCAUACCAAAAAGAUUAAUAUAUUUACUGCUGUGAAAUGAACAACAAGCUAUCUCUGGUAUUAGCGAGAAACUUCCUAAAAUGAUCCGGAGUUUACAUUUUCUAUCCAACUUUUUUAAGCAAUACAACCUGAAUAAUAACAUUAAUGUAAUCCUGGAAACUGUAAUCCUGCAUUUGCAGAAGUUACUUGAGGUUCCAUGAAGCCAACACCAAUGAAACCAGAAAUGGACUCUAGCUACUCGAAUGAAGGUUGUUGGGGAAAUAAGUGACGUGGGUUUUUAUUUUGCAUGUCCUAGGUGUUUGGUACAAGGUUUUUUGAUUUGAUGACUAGUAGGUCUUUAUGAAUAUACCCAAUAGGGGGUAAACUGAACUGUUAAAAUUGAUAGAUGGGUAUAGCCAUGCUUCCUGUCUCCCAGGAAAUCAAGAUGUCAUAUUUGAAUACAGGUCUGGAUUUGUAAGGUCAUAUCAGGUAAUUUUUGUUUACCUUGAAUUUACAAUUGUACUCUUUUAGCUGCCGGGUAAAAUCUAAAGUACAUAAAUGAACUUCUUGUUGCACUCACUGUAGAUAAUUAUUAACUGGUAAUAAUGUCUUUAUGGUGGCCUCCAUUCCUGAGAAAUUCACUAUGUGAAUAAUGGACAGGGCAUUAGGUUACCCGAGAGAAUGACUGAGCAUAUUUUUGAGAAGAAUUUGGAGAACUUUCCCGGCAGAAGAUGAACUAUGAACAUUUGCAACACAGAUACAAAAUUUGAACAAUCGCACCCAACCCUACUUGGGGAUCAUAGUCCACGAGAAUUGGCAUGCCACAGAUUUUGUGCACCUUAUUAUGAGUAUAUACAAAGCAGGAUUUUUUUAUGCAAAAUGUUACAGUUUUGGCUGUUCAUUCAAUCACUACUUCAAAUUGAAAUUAUUUGCGAUAAUUGGCUUUAGAUUUCUAAUCUCUGAUAAAACAGCAUUCCCUUGCA
Messenger RNA from Pelobates fuscus (common spadefoot toad), 4928 nucleotides. It is a transcript of the gene GALNT5, whose product is annotated as polypeptide N-acetylgalactosaminyltransferase 5. NCBI's taxonomy places the organism in Eukaryota, Metazoa, Chordata, Amphibia, Anura, Pelobatidae. Gene Ontology annotation, cellular component: Golgi apparatus. The transcript has 10 exons. The record is from RefSeq and is a predicted model, not a curated record. Gene Ontology annotation, biological process: protein O-linked glycosylation. Gene Ontology annotation, molecular function: polypeptide N-acetylgalactosaminyltransferase activity. The coding region runs from base 347 to 3952 and encodes 1201 amino acids.